Molecule: messenger RNA, 3645 nt
Organism: Culex pipiens pallens (northern house mosquito)
Lineage: Eukaryota; Metazoa; Arthropoda; Insecta; Diptera; Culicidae
Product: choline-phosphate cytidylyltransferase B-like
Exons: 6
Coding region: 363-1955 (530 amino acids)
Biological process (GO): CDP-choline pathway
Molecular function (GO): choline-phosphate cytidylyltransferase activity; phosphatidylcholine binding
Source: RefSeq, a predicted model, not a curated record
GCUCGGAUUCUCGGAUCUGCUCCUGCUUCGUGUCGUGGUGCAUAAUUUUCGAUUCCCCGCCGUCCGUCCGUCCGCCUUGGGUGCAUCCCUCUCGAAAAGUGCAGUGUUUUUUUUUCUCCUGUGUGUGUGUUGUCCAUUUCGCGUUCCAUCUGGAUUUCCUCCGGUGGCUGUGGAAGGUUCUGCGUGGAAAGUUCGGUUUGGCGGCCAGAACCAGUCGGAACACAGCAGUGACUUUGCCCAAUUUAGAAGGUCAGCACCAAAUCGACGGCGGCGAAAUUGAAACUACUGCGCCGUAGUUUCGCAACAUUUUGAGCAAGGGAAGCGUAACGAUUGCAGCAAAGCUGGCGUCCCCGGCGGUCGUGAUGCAACAGGAGGAACCGUCGUCCACGGGCAGAAUGUCCCGCAAGCGGCCACGUGAGCCCGCUCCAGUUCCCGCUAGUCCGGACGAAUCGUCGUCGGUGUCCAUAAGCAUUCCGGAGCGACCAAAGAACGGGGCUGGCGGAGCGAAGAACGGCACAGAUUCUGGAGUCAGUGGCAGCAAUAGCGGCAGCAGUAGCAAUAACGGAGCCACACAGAAGCGGUUCAGCAGUAUCCGAAUCGAGGAUGACGGGAUGGAGACUGGCAGCAGUGACAACUUUUGGCCGCCCAGCGAUGAGAGCAUACGGAACGGGCAUGUCAGCUUUGACAUGCCAUCGUCCUCGUCGCGACCCGCCGCCGCCACCAUCGCUCCAAUCGUUCCAGUGGCCUCACUGUCCAGCCUAUCCAGCCAGCUGGGAAGUGGCGUCGAGCACAGCCCACCAGUCACAAUCUGCAAACCGGCCCCAUACUCGGACGAGCCAGAUGCCGUGGUGGAGCGCGACCGGUGCGAUUACGCCCAGAAGAUCACAUACCAGAUGGCCCGCUCGGGCACGGCCCCGCGGAGGAUCCGCGUGUACGCCGACGGUAUCUACGAUCUGUUCCACCAGGGCCACGCCCGGCAGCUGAUGCAGGCCAAGAACGUGUUUCCCAACGUGUAUCUAAUUGUUGGCGUGUGCAACGAUGAGCUAACGCACAGCCGGAAGGGUCGCACCGUGAUGAACGACGACGAGCGUUACGAGGCGGUGCGACACUGUCGCUACGUCGAUGAGAUUAUCCGCGACGCGCCCUGGGAGCUGACGGACGAGUUUCUCGAGAACAACAAGAUCGACUUUGUGGCCCACGACGAGCUCCCGUACGGCAGCGAAGACUGCAACGAUCUGUACGCGCCGAUCAAAGCGCGCGGCAUGUUCGUCGCGACCGAGCGCACCGAGGGCGUCAGCACAUCCGACAUCGUGGCCCGGAUAGUGAAGGACUACGACAUCUACGUGCGGCGAAAUCUGGCCCGCGGGUACACAGCCAAAGAACUGAACGUGUCGUUCCUGUCGGAGAAGAAGUUCCGCUUCCAGAACAAGAUGGACGAGCUGAAGGACAAGGUGAAGAAGGGCAAGGGCGACAUCAUCAGCAAGUGGGAGGAAAAAUCCACCGACUUUAUUCGCACCUUUUUGCUGAUGUUUGGCAAGGACAGUCGAAUCUCAAACUUUCUGUCCGACUCGAAGCAGAAGCUCAAAUCGGCGCUCAGCCCGCCGGGCAGCCCAACCGGCAGCCACAGCAGUUUGAACGAGUUUGGUGACGAGGACGAGGAGGAGGAAGAGGACGGAUACGGCGAGAGUCCGAGCGAUUCGGUGCUGGAUUCACCCCCGAUGAAGCGCUCGAAUCUGGCCCGGUCUAGCUCGAACUCGCGCAACCGGCUGUCGGAGGAGGCGCUGCGGCGUGGUUUGCAACAGCACGCGGAUGGUGGUGAUGGCGAGGAGGAGGAUGAGGACGAGGAUGAUGAGGAGGAGUUUGUCGAUUCUCGUUCGCGACCCAAUUCCAGUUAUAGUUUGGCGGCGUUGGCGACCAAUGGCGGUGGUGCCACGAACGGAAGUGUUCCUCAUUAGAGGGCGGUCGUGGCUUGUUCGCGGAAUGAUCGCGAACCGGUUUGUUUGAGCGCGGUGCAGACUGCAACAUUUAUCUAAAGUAAAAGUGAGCGGGAUGAAGAAUGAUUUUGGAAAAGGGUGUGCGUUCUGGAAUUUGGGAUGUGAGAGUGUUUGUGUGCGCGAGAGACCGUUAAAAGAAAAAUUUCCUACCCAAAACACACAAACACACAUAUUUAUUUAAAAAACGUUAUCAUUAGCGCACGUGGGAAAACAUUACCCUCCGGGCAGCCAACAAAGCUUGGACUCAAAUUGAAGCAGUGUUAUCAUCUCUAUUUUCUUGUCUUUCUUUGUAUCAAACCUUUUUGUUGUCUAUUUUUCCUCACCUCAUCCCUCUACCAAAUUUCAUCUAGUUUUAGUAAAAAUGCCUAGAGAAAAUAAAAGCUCAUGAUAUGUUACAAUCGCUUUUUUGCAUUGGAAUACUUAUUUAAAACAAACUAAUUUAUCCAAAAACUAAACAAGAAACGUAACGUGGUAUGGUUUUUACACUCAUAUAAAUGCAAAUGCAAAAAAGGGCUCUUAUCUUGGUCAGUAGAUAAGACAAGGAAAUGUGUAUUGAAAUAUAUUAGAAUUAAUCAAAUUUACAGACUUGUUUUCCUCGUAAUUUAGCACACAUUUUUGUUUAGUCAAUUGUUUGCGUUUGGUCAUGCGGAGCAUCGAAUGAGUAAAGAGAGAGAAAAAAGGGCGGCAACGAUUUAAAACUGCAAUUUUUCACGACGAAUUUGAAUUUUUUGGAAAGUGGUCACAACGCCGAAGGAAGCGACGAAGAGUUUGGGAAUUUUGAACCAUUUUGAAUAGAAGAAUGAAAACGAAAACAUUCCAACCAAGAAGUUUCAGCCGAUUGUAAAAAUCUAACUAGUUAAAACACAAAACACAAAACAAAAACCAUCUUUAUCCAUCUACUUAUAUCUUCAAGCAAUCCAAUCUUUAAAACGUAAACGUAGCGGCGAUAUCUGCAACAGCAGCAGCAAUUAGUGCUUUCGAGUUACCUUUUUUUCGAGAGACAAAUUUAAGACAAACUUCCGCUCUGUUGUCGUCCCCGUCAAAGGCGUGAAUUGAGAAUUACUGCGCGAGAAACUUUUGACGUGAUCGUGGUCCGCUUGCGAAAGGAAAGAUUAAAAAAGUACCGGAGGCUAUCGGGGCCAAAAACCCAACAUAUUAAAGGUUGCAAAGAGGAGGAAACCGAAAGUUAACGCAUUCAGUGUGUGUGUGGAACUUGAAAGACUUCUGGAGGAAAUUUUGGGCAAACGACGGUGCAAAGCCGACUUGACCCCGCGAAGGUCGAGAAACGCGCGCGCACGCGCGUUCGAAACAGAAGGACUGUGUUUUGUAGCAUAUAAACUGUAACCCAUCUGAAGAAGAAAAAGUGACGACGAAAUAAAGCAAACACACAAGUUGUUGAAUAUAUGAUGAUUAAACGGUUAUAAUGCAAAUGAAAAAUAACAAAAAGAAUAAGAAACAGACUCUAUAUUUGCAGCAUGAUUUGCCAGUUUUUUAGAUGCUCUUGUAGACGGUAGGUUGUUUGCGAAAAAGAAAAAAAAAACAAAACAGAAAACAAAAAGUAAAACAUUUAAUGAUCUAUUCACCAAAAAAAAUCUAAAGAAAAACCAACAUUACAACAAACUUUGAAGCAAAAUAAAACAUGUUAUACACA